GCAUUUUCUUUUCUCAUUGUUGAUUUGCUUGUGGAAGAUCAGCUACUCUUUUGCUUGUUAUCCUUGUGUAAUUUUUUCCCUUGGUUUUCCAAUCUGAUCUAUGACUAUGACCUGUGAUGUUUUUCUCCUCUCUCUCUCUCUCUCUCCCCUCACAUUUUGCUAAUUUUUCUCCCAUUACUUUCUUGUGACAAAAGCUGUGCUCAGAUAUCUGUUAGAUCUUCAUUUGUUAUUAAAUCUCCUUCAACCUGUGAAUCUUACUCAGUUUGACAUUUCUUUUUUCUGCUUGGAAGUUGGAACUUCACAGUUUACAUGUUAUGAAUCCAUCUCUUUAUAAAUUAUAUUUGUGCUUCCCUUGAAAGGCAACAAAAAUUCUUAAUGGCAUUUUACUGUGAAAUCUGGGUGGGUUAAUGAGCUUGGUUAUCAAUAUUUUUUAAAAUAAAUUGUGGUUUUUAUUUCAAAAAGGGUAACAUGGCAAUCAUUCACUGUCAUUUUGCAACAGCUCCAUGCUGUCGCUCCAAAUUCACUUUAUGGUUUAUGCCUAUGAAACUGCUGAAGUUGUACUUUUUGAUUCUUGUUUGUAUUCUGUUACAAGUUAAGAUUCAGAUUUGACAAAAAGGUAAGUAUUCAUAUAUCAUGGUUUAGGUAGAUUGAUGGAUGAGCCCAGAAGACAUGUAGAUUCAGUUUAAGACUUGGGACUUGAGAGUAACAAAUGGAUGACAGUGAUGUUUUUUAUUAGAUUAACUUGGAGUUCACACGGAGCAUAGAAGAGAUAGCAAGACAUAGGUAGUAUGAGAUAUUUGAAGGCCCACAUUGACUAGAGAUAUGACUCAUGAAGCCUUAUUCACAUCUGAGCUAACUUUAGGGCUAUAGUUAGGUCUUGCCUAAAUUCUAACAUGGUAUCACAGUCAAUCCUAAAUCUAUUGUUGGGCCACCCAUUGAAAUUUGAAAUUGCAGAGUUGACCUGACCUGCCCGGAUAUGUUCCAUGAUGGGGAUAAGAGCAUUCCAAUGUUUUUAAUCUCCACGCUCCAUAUGUCCACUCCUAGGCUGCUAAGGUCAUUUAAAGCGUUAAGUGAUCCAAACCUCUAAGCUAGAGUUAGACCUUGCCUAAAUUCUAACAUGGCAUCAGAGCCAAUCCUAAACCUACGUCUAAUAAUGGUCAUAUUCACACCUGAGCUAGCUUAAGAGGUAUAGUUAAGCCUUGCCCAAAUUCUAACAUGGCAUCAGAGCCAAUCCUAAACUAUUGUUGGGCCACCUGUUCAAAUUUGAAAUUGAAGAAUUGACCUGACUUGCUCGGUGGUUUCGCAUAGUGGCGGAUAAGGGCAUUCCAAUGAAUAUGAUGUUUUUGAUCUCCAUGGUCAAGAUGUCCAAUCCUAGGCUUUUAAGGUAGGACAUAGAUAUUGAAUGCUUCCUGAGUUCACUCAUAAAAUGAAAUCAGGAUUUAAAAGUGGCUGGUCCUCAGUUGUGCGUCUUCGUCUCAAAGACAAAUCAGUCACCCCCUUUUGCGUAUUCUCUAAAGUGAAAUCAGCUGGUGACAAACCUGGGAAUACACCUGUCUAUCUCAAUGUAUAUGAUUUGACAACAGUAAAUGGCUAUAUGUAUUGGGCAGGCCUUGGUAUUUUCCACUCUGGGGUGGAAGUUUAUGGAGUAGAAUAUGCAUUUGGAGCCCAUGACUAUCCAACAAGUGGUGUCUUUGAGGUUGAACCUCGGCAGUGUCCUGGCUUUAAGUUUAGGAAGUCAAUAUUCAUGGGAACUACUAGCUUAGAUCCUUUCCAGAUUAGAGAGUUCAUGGAGCGCCUGUCUGCAGAUUAUUAUGGUGAUAGUUAUCACUUGAUUGUGAAGAAUUGCAAUCACUUUUGUGAUGAUAUCUGUUACAAGCUGACAGGGAAUUCGAUACCAAAAUGGGUUAAUCGUCUCGCAAGAAUGGGUUCCUAUUGCAAUUGCGUACUCCCUGAUGCCCUUAAAACUACCACUGUUCAGAAUGAUCCCGACUUUCAAGGGUGUGAUAGUGAAAAAAGGAGGCUACGAACUGCCUUCAGUUGCUUGUCAUCAAUCUCAAUGCCCCAUAAGGAAGUAUCAAUGUCUUCCUUAUUUUUGCACUCUCACUAUAAAGGUUGCCUACCGCCGUGGGAGUUGAAGAAAUCUAAAAAGGGCUCACUAAAGCAAAAAUGAGAAAAUGGGAAUACCAAUGUACUUCUCAGUAACUCUUCUCUGCUGUAGAGUAUCCAUUGUCUUUGUAGUAACUGAAUCACUGGAAAAGAAAUUGUUCUCAAUCAUCUAUGCUCCUCCAGAAGUGCAAAUCUUUCUGUCUUGAUAUUUAUUUUGAAUAUCCAAGCUCAGGGCUUUUCAUUUCAUUUCAUUUUUUCCCAUUUUUCUCUUUCUUUCUGUUUUCUAGUUGUUGCUUGUAAGCUUUGUCUGAUUGUGAAUCUAUGUUGUAUUGCUGUGUGUCAGCUCAAAUUUUCAUGGCAGGAGAAAAUCUAUCAUGUACUAAACUGCUCUCUAGACUUACCAGUUUCACCUUUCUGAUAGUAAUUUGGACAGCACAAAAUAUACAGGUAAUCUAUCUCAGAAAGAACAGCCAGGAUUUUCUCUUCCUUGUGAUUCAGGUAGGGAGGAUGUGAAACAAGCACAAAAAUGGUAAGAGACAGACAAGCAUAAAUGAGAAAGAGUGCCCUGUAGAUGUUGUUACUGUUAACCAUCAUGCUUUCUCAGAUAUAUUCCAUGGAAAAUGCACGUUUUAGGAGGAAACAGAUUAAUCUUCUGUGUAUUACUGAUGUUAAGCUCUUCAAGUUUGUGUUUAAUGAGUAAGAUUUGUUUGUUUCAA
This is a messenger RNA of Lotus japonicus, 2822 nucleotides long. Its product is annotated as deSI-like protein At4g17486. Bases 1403 to 2170 code for a protein of 255 amino acids. Gene Ontology annotation, molecular function: deubiquitinase activity. NCBI's taxonomy places the organism in Eukaryota, Viridiplantae, Streptophyta, Magnoliopsida, Fabales, Fabaceae. The record is from RefSeq and is a predicted model, not a curated record. Gene Ontology annotation, biological process: protein deubiquitination. The transcript has 4 exons.